GUGUGUGUGUGUGUGUGUGUGCGGAUGUCAUCCAUUGUCAGCCGGUCUACUUUGCGAGUUUUCCCCAGAAAUUCCCUCUCUGGCCAGUUGCUGAUCAAUCUCAGGAGGAUGUCCAAGAGUGCUCUGGUGAUUCUGGCUCCUGGAGCCGAGGAGAUGGAGUUCGUCAUUGCGGCUGACGUUCUGCGCCGCGCCGAGGUCAAAGUCACUGUGGCUGGAUUGGGAUCAGCGGGACCCAUUAAGUGCUCGCGCGACGUGGUCGCUGUCCCUGAUGUCUCACUGGCCGACGUGGCUGGGCAGGAGUUCGAUGCAGUUGUGCUGCCGGGAGGUCUUGGCGGCGCCAAGGCGCUGUCUGAGUCGGCGGAGGUGGGAAAAGUGCUGAAGCGCCAUGAGGAGAGUAACAAGCUGAUUGCGGCCAUCUGUGCGGGUCCCACGGCUCUCGUGGCGCACAAGAUUGGCGUGGGAAAGUCCAUCACUUCCUACCCAAGUGUCAAGGAUAAGGUAACCGAGGACUACAAGUAUGUGGACGACAAGACGUGCGUUCAGGAUGGACAACUGAUCACCAGUCGUGGCCCAGGAACGGCCUUUGAGUGGGCCCUCAAGAUUGCGGAGAAUCUCGCUGGACCUGAGAAGACUCAGGCGGUGAAGAAAGGCAUGCUUUUGUAGAAAUAAAGGGAGACAUUUUGCCA
This is a messenger RNA of Phlebotomus argentipes, 686 nucleotides long. Its product is annotated as protein dj-1beta-like. The record is from RefSeq and is a predicted model, not a curated record. Gene Ontology annotation, biological process: guanine deglycation, glyoxal removal; protein deglycation, glyoxal removal. Gene Ontology annotation, molecular function: protein deglycase activity. The transcript has 2 exons. Gene Ontology annotation, cellular component: cytosol; nucleus. NCBI's taxonomy places the organism in Eukaryota, Metazoa, Arthropoda, Insecta, Diptera, Psychodidae. The coding region runs from base 25 to 663 and encodes 212 amino acids.